GUCAAUAAUUGACGAAAAAAACCCGCAGUUGGAUCAAUAUUACCAAAUCAGUUUUUCAGGGGCGUUAUCUCUGGCUCUAAAGUCUAUUUUUUUUUUUUUCUAAGUCAUGCCACGUUUGAGAUUACGCCUGUGAUGGGCUGAGCCAUCAUCCUCCUCUCGCUCACACUCUGCUGCCGCUCAGACUGUGCCGCUCAGACACAGAGGCUGGUCGAAAAGUUACCAAAGUUGCCUUGCCUUCUUUUAUUUGUUUAUUUAUUUGACAUUGUCAUCGCGAACACCUCAUUCUGCUGUUCACCGGGCCCGCCGCAGCAUGCUGGACUGACGGCCUGUAGGAAUGGCAUCGGCUGUGUUUGAAGGGACGUCCCUGGUCAACAUGUUCGUCCGGGACUGCUGGGUUAACGGGAUCCGGAGACUUAUUAUCAGUCAGAGCGGAGAGGAAGAGGAGUUUUUCGAGAUCAGGACCGAGUGGUCUGACAGGAACAUUUUAUACUUGCAUCGCAGUUACUCUGAUCUCGGGCGGCUGUUUAGGAGACUGGUGGAGUCUUUUCCGGAGGACAGACGAGAUCUGUCCAAAUCUCCACUGAUAGAAGGGCUGGUGAAAAUCAAAGAAGCGACCGACAUCGAGGAGAAAUUAAACGAAGUGGAAAGGCUACUGAAGAAUGCAAUCAACAUGCCAUGCAAGUAUUCCAGAUCAGAGGUGAUGCUGACUUUCUUUGAGCGGUCGCCCCUGGAUCAGGUGCUAAGGAACGACAAAGUCCACAGAAUCCAGCCAUGCUUUGACAGUCCAAUCAAGAUAUCAGAAAUCAUGCGGUCCAAUGGAUUUUGUCUGGCCAACACAGAAACCAUCGUGUUCGAUCACAGUAUCCCCGAAGAAAAAGAGAGACCUUCAUCGACCGACUCUGUAGAACAUACGUAUGAAGAUGGAACAGAGUUUUUGCCAUUGGAAACAGAUGUGUGUGAUGAAGAAACAGAAGCAUAUGUCACCAACCUCUCCUACUACCAUCUGGUCCCAUUUGAAACAGACAUCCUGGAAUGAGCAUUGAUCUACCAGAUGCUUGUCGAUGAUGGCUUGUCACGCUGUAAUAUGUAGUCCUCAGUGGAACUCAACUAUGCAAUGCUGCACACCACGUAGCUGCUGCUUAUUCCAGCGACUUUAAGAACUUUUUAAAUAAGCAUUGGUCAUUUUGGAGUUGGCUGGGUGUACAGUUUGCACAGUAGUAUUAGAGGAGCGCUACAGCAGCACGCCUUUGUUUUCAUCCACUUUAUGUGACAUCACCGAUGUGCCUCAUCCAGAGCCUUACUUUUUUUUCCCACUUCAAAAGGCUUUCAGAUGAUGUACCUGAGGCAGCCACACAGUAUAGAUCCUCAGUGACACUUUUAACGUGCUAUUUGGCAACUUAAAAGAACUAAAAUCUGUAGGUUGGGGUGUGAUUGUAGUGGCGACUACGCAACAGUGGAAAUUAGGAAGCAAAAGUAAUUUAUGGAAACAUUCAUGAUUUUCUCUCAUGGACCUAAGAGAUGGAUCUUUAAGGUUUAUCGUGUUCUCUGAUUCCUGAAGUGAUGCCACUUAGGAAAAAAGACAAAAACAAAAAACAGUUAAGGAGAUUUUUAUAGGAUUUUUUUUUUUGUGUGGUGCAGUUUCCACCUGCAUUAAGUUUUUGUAAAAGCUUAAAACUCACAGGAAAACUCUGAUUUUGUUGCUGUGUCGUGCAGCAGGAUCUUUGGUAUGACAGUACACUGAAAGCUGAAUGAAACUAGAAAACAUGGGCUCUGAUGAUAGACACUUGUGGAAUUUAGCUAGUCUUGGAGAUGUUACCUGUGACAAAUUGUUGCAAUUGCUAAAUUAAAGGCACUGAAGUGUGCGCAGUGCUUUUUGAGUCCUAUUUGACCAGUCAAAGCAAACACCAGUCCACAAACUGGGGGGCAAGGUUUUCAAUUUUGCAUCUGUCCCAGGACUGAACCACAGAGGUUUUGAUUAUGAUGGUGAAUUGAGCAAGAAUUAUGUUAUCUUAUCCUCCAGCAGCAUAAACAUCAGCAGGAGAUUCCUUUUCAUGUUUCAGUUGGGCCUUGGACUGCUGUCAGUUAAAAUAAUAUAAAGAAAAUACAAAGUUUGGUUGUUAUGUUGUUGCUUUGUGUUCAGAUAAAUGCUGCAGAGUUUGAUGUUGAUGAGACGUUUUUUGUAUUAGUUUUGUCUGAAUUAUGAAUUGUGAUGUUAGACAUGUAGCUUCAUAAAAAUGCUCAUUUUUUUUUGCCCAUAAAGGAAUAAUUUGGUGUCAAGAGUGAGUGUAGCCUGUGGAAAACAGAAUCAUGUCUCUGCUGUUGUUGUUUUCUGAUGAGUGAUAAAAUGGGGCAAAGAAAGCUUUGUUUAAAGGCUCCAUUGAGGUCACUUUUGUAAGAUGACAUGAGUGGGUUCAGUCAGACAGCUGAGUGUGGGAGUCUACAGAACAAGUCCUCUCUUUAUGUAAAGAAGACAAACAACUUUGCUGUACUACAA
Haplochromis burtoni (Burton's mouthbrooder) is the source of this 2494-nucleotide messenger RNA. RefSeq names its product PX domain containing 1b (gene pxdc1b). The record is from RefSeq and is a predicted model, not a curated record. Gene Ontology annotation, molecular function: phosphatidylinositol binding. Bases 335 to 1036 code for a protein of 233 amino acids. The transcript has 5 exons. NCBI's taxonomy places the organism in Eukaryota, Metazoa, Chordata, Actinopteri, Cichliformes, Cichlidae.